AUGAUAGGAGCAAAACACGUCCACACCACAUCAUACCGCCCACAGGCAAACGGUAUGAUUGAACGCUGGCAUCGUUCUUUAAAAGCAGCACUAAUGUGUCACGAAGUAGAAUCCUGGACAGAAUUACUACCAACAGUCCUGCUAGGUCUACGAACGUGUUUCAAGGAAGAUCUGCAAACUUCAACUGCUGAGAUGCUGUGUGGUUCCCCGAUUCGACUACCGAACGAGUUUGUUGAGGACGACCAACAAUGCACCAGCCCGCAGAUUUUCAUAGAGGAGUUUCGCAAGCACAUGCGAUUAGUGCGACCAACUCCCGCAACACAUCACCGGAACAAUGUUUCAUUUGUGUUGAAAAACCUUUACAACUGUUCACACGUCCUGCUUAGGACUGAUUCUGUUCGUCGCCCGUUGGAGCCACCGUACACUGGACCAUUUAGGGUACUUAGUAGACCAACGGACCGAACUUUCGUAAUUGAGAUCCAGGGAAAAGAGACUACAGUUUCAGCAGAAAGGCUCAAACCUGCUUUCAUUACUAAAGAAGUAGGUGUGAAGGAGGCAACGAAGAACCCACACACGCACGUAAAGAGAAACCAGGUGAGGUUUUCACAAUAG
Teleopsis dalmanni is the source of this 612-nucleotide messenger RNA. RefSeq lists its product as uncharacterized. Bases 1 to 612 code for a protein of 203 amino acids. NCBI's taxonomy places the organism in Eukaryota, Metazoa, Arthropoda, Insecta, Diptera, Diopsidae. The transcript has a single exon. The record is from RefSeq and is a predicted model, not a curated record. Gene Ontology annotation, molecular function: nucleic acid binding.